AAGGAAAAUUAGAGAAAGUUGAUCAUGAAAUUCAUCACACCGAUGAUGGAAGAGGCAAAUUAAAAAUAGAGGGCGGUAAAGAAAAAUUAAAGGAUAGUGAAGUAGGUCAACAAAGUGAAAAUAAAGCGGGUGAAGGAAGUAGUAAAGAGGAAAAUCUCCGAAAGGAAAAUGCUGAAAAUGCAGGUUCAGAAGGCGAGAAAAUUACAGAACUUAAAGAAAAUAUUGAAGACACAGACAUAGGAAGUCAAGAUUGUUUGGUUCAUAAUUCAGCUAAAAUAGAUGUUAAGGAAAUGGGAACUCUGAUUUAUCCCGUGGAAAUAUUUGAUGACAGUGAAAGAAAAGAACUUUCGGGGGUGUUAAAUGAUUCAUUGUUGGUUAAUUUUAUAUCCUCUGGAAAGAUUGGACGAGACAGUUUAAAUAAUUAUCGUAGCAUUUCACUAUUGAAUGGUUCAACAUCUAAUAAUACUCAACCAACUGAUAAAGGAAAAAGUACUUUGAUAAUUUUUGGUGUAGUUUUUGUUUUACUGUUUGCUGGUUUAGCAAUCAUAAAAAGUAGAUUUAAUAAGAAUAAGAAGAGUAAAAAGCAAGCAACUGAAAAAGAAAAACCGGUUAUAAUACAGUUGGAUGAAAACCAGUAUAAACACUUCUUAAUUGCUUUUGGCAAUAUUGUCCGGGAAUUAAAUUCAAUUGCUUUUAAGGUUAAAGAGUUAGAAAAUGGAAUGAAAUUAAUUGAAGAGAUUGACAAUGAUGUGACUCGUUAUCGGCACAGUGGUUAUUACUUUAGUAGUAACAAUGAAGUAAGAAGCAGUUGCCAUCAUGGAUGUGGUCAUUCACAUAGAGAAUAUGAUGAUUUGAGAGACAAGUAUAAUGCUUUAGAAAGGGAACGUAAUGAUUUACGCACUGAUCGGGACAAUUGA
Molecule: messenger RNA, 917 nt
Organism: Ambispora leptoticha
Lineage: Eukaryota; Fungi; Glomeromycota; Glomeromycetes; Archaeosporales; Ambisporaceae
Source: the annotation of a GenBank genome assembly